Odontomachus brunneus is the source of this 6697-nucleotide messenger RNA. RefSeq lists its product as uncharacterized. The record is from RefSeq and is a predicted model, not a curated record. NCBI's taxonomy places the organism in Eukaryota, Metazoa, Arthropoda, Insecta, Hymenoptera, Formicidae. Bases 1914 to 2720 code for a protein of 268 amino acids. The transcript is spliced from 7 exons.
GCAGAAUUGUAUCUGCCGUGUAGUUCUGGUAAAAUGUCACGAUUCAUUACAUGAUUCUGAGGAGGAAGUAACACGAUCGAUAUAGCCCGCGCGCACGGUAAAACGUAUUACAUUAUCCGCGGGAGAUACUCGAGCGGAUGACAAAAUACGCGCAGGCGGGUAUGGCGGGUAACGUAACGCGAUAAUCCUAUGUUCGAUAAACUGGAGACGCAAUAAAUUGACACGUAGGAAUCGUCGCAUGUCGGCGGCAUCAUGACGCGCGAUAUCGUGAUGCAUCACGGGAACCGAGCGUUCUCUUUAGAGAAGAGAGCCUGGGGGCGCAGGGCGAGAGAAGCGAAAAAAAAGGGACGAUCCGUAGUGAUAGAAAAAUGAGCGAGAAGCGUGAUGCAAACGGUGGCGGCGGCGACGACGGCGACGGCGGCGGCGGUGGUUAGGUUUGGAGACGACCGUGUCGGUCGUUCCGGAAGUAGUGAUGGGCAUUCGAAUCUACAUCUUUCCCGCUUUUCAAGGAAAAGGAAUAUUUUUUAUUCGCCCUGCACUGCCUGUACUGUGCUCCUGCGCGCGCACGCGCCAAAAGCAGUUACGUUAACCCCGAGGUAAAAUAAAUUUAUCGCCCUGUUCAUCUUUCAACUUUCCAAGCGGCUCAAUCACGCGCGGAGAUCCGAAUGGCUUCGAAUAUCGCUCGAAACCGAAAGUCACUCGGCGCCUCGGAUCGUAUCGUCAAAGCCUCGUUGCCUCGAAAAUUCACGAACGUGCAACGAGAGAUGUGCGGAAGUGAGACGUGUAAAUGUAAGCCGAUCGUAUCGCGACAUUAGUCGACUGCUGAGAGACUUUCGUACGGGAUAUCAAUGUAUUUUGAUACACAUCAGUUCAAUAUAUAACUUCGAACGUCGCUCGAAACCGAAAGUUACUUCGGGUUACUCGAAACUCGAGAAUACACGAUAACCUAUUUGUGAAUGUACGGAAAUGGAACAUGUAGACGUAUGUCGUUCAUAUCACGGCAUUAGUUAAAUCUCCAAGAGACUUUCGCACCGGAUAUUAAUAUAUCCUAACUCAUCUCAGUUUAAUAUAAUUGAAUUGAGUGCGGGAAAAAGAGAUAGAGAGAGAAAAGAAAGAGAAAUCGGAGUGAUUCGCGACGAUGUCAAUUGAUUUCGUAUCGAUGACGGAACCGAUCAACUUCGGCAAUCGAUAAUCGACACUCGCGCUCUCUGUAGUCUCAAGUCACAAGUUUAGUGCAAUUCCGAAACGGACGCUUUGGGCUCAACGUACAUACAUAUUCGUAACGGGAUUCGGUGUGUCUUGAGGCCAUCACUACCCGGAAGUGUCAGGAGGGGAAGUUCCGAACGCAAAGAGGGGCGGUUUGUCUGAUGGUGCGAACGGUGGAUCGCGAAACGCGCGAGGGGUGAGCGAGGGCGAGCGCAAAGGGUAGGUAGUCGGGUGGGAGGUUAUAACUGGAGACCGACGGGGUGGGAGCGAGAGAGCGCGCGCGACGUAGGGAGGGAAGGCUUGUUCGGCGUGAAGGGGGUCGCGUUACGGAGAUCGGACAGAGCGCGCGAUGGUGGUGGCUCAGUUCGCUUUCGUUCCGCGCUUCGCGAGGAUCGUCGCGUGUGCUUCCUGCCGCGAGUCGUCGUUCCGCACGCUGAUCCGUCCACAAGGAGGGAGGGAGCUCGCCGCCCACCCUCCCUUCUCCGCUCCUCUCCCCAUCUCGGCAGAGGAAGCUUUAACCGACGAAAGUCGACGCGGCUAAGACGAGAGCGGGCCUAAAAUAAAGUCAUCCACAAUACACGGUGUGUAUCGACGCCGCGGCGAGUGUUCAUAAGGUGCGUGUAUGAGGUUCCUGCUGGUAUUCCGUGGUGAAGUGCUUCAUGCUCUCGGGAUAAACUUCGCGCGUGAUCGCGGGUAGAGAGAAGAUCAUGUCGGCGAGAAGUCAUCCCUGGUUCAUCGCGUCGCUCCUGCUCCUGCUUGGAUACGUUCAGGAAUCCCGGCAGCUGAUUAUCAAGAGCGUCAACGUGCCCGCCGUAGUGAAGGCCGGCGACACCGAUUACGUCAUCCUCGACUGCGACUACGAUCUCGAGAACACGUCGAGCUCGGGCCUCGUCGUCAAAUGGUAUUUCAGCUCCAACGAGCUGUUUUACCAGUGGAUUUACGGCAGGAACCCUCAGGCGACCGAGCUCGCCAGAAAAUACGUCGACUUAACGUACAAAGCCAGCGACGAUCCGUACACUGAGUACCGAGCUAUGAAGCUGAAUAAGCCGGGCGUCGAUCUUACCGGCGAGUAUACAUGCGUGAUAUCCACCUUCGAGGAUGAGCGAACGGCGAACGCGUCGAUGGUAGUCUACUCGACCGAGGAAAAGUUCGACCUCGUGUACAAGAAGAAGGCGAUAGAUGAUAAAGACGGAGUCGAAAUAACGUGCAAGGCCGAAGGGCUUUAUCCUCAACCGACCCUCGACAUCUCCGUCGAGGGUAUACCGGAGAAACUAGCGAGGAAACCCACCGUAACGCUGCGUGACGAUGGACUGUACGAUAUCUUAUCGCGCGUGGCCUUACUGGACGAAGAUUUACCGGAAGCGACGAUUGUCAAAUGCUUGCUCGGCAUACCGAAGGCGACCUACAACGUUUCCCGCAAAACCGUCUAUUACGCUGGUAACUUCGCUGGCUACGCGUCAAUUAAUCUUCCGCUAUUGUGUGUACAGUUCGCCGUUCUCAAUGUGUUCCACUGAUAAUUUAAUAGAUAGAUCGCGCCGUUAUCUCGACGAAGAUCCGAAUGUGGUGCACGCGCAGAAAAUCGUCGGCUGCACGUUGAGCACUCCGUGAAGCGUGAAGCAAACGAUUCUCACGAUGGUCGAGUCGGACGAAAGAUCCGCAACACAUUGCCUCUCAUCUUCGUUGCUUGUUAACAAGGAUAUUAGUUGUAAAUUGUAACUAUAUAUAUAAAUGUGUAUGCGCGCGCGCGCGUGCGUGUGCGUGUGUGUGUAUGUGUGUGUGAUCGCUGCUUCGAUAAUCGACGAUAAUCGAAGCGGAAUGAAAAUUAACGAAUAAUUUAACAGUUGAUUCGCGCGUGAACGACGAAAGGAGCACGCGAACUCCUUUGAUUCUGGGGAAUUCCGCGUAUCCCUUCUCUUAAUUCCUCUGCUAGAACUUCUUUGAAAAUUUAACCGAGCGUCAUUUCGUUUUACGAGUCUCCCGACUUUCGGUUUCGAAUUCAAUUCGAUGGUCCCGUAACUGAAUUUAACUUUCAAUUGUAGCCUACACCCCAAUUAGAGCGGGAAACGAAGUUUUCUUAUCCAUUUGCAACUUUAUCCGCUUAAUUUGUCAAAGCCGUGUUUAAUUUUCGCCCGCUCGCUCUCGCUCGGCUGGCAGAGAGCUAUUCGCGUCGUUGUACAUUUUUAUCGCGUUUACCCAUUUCAGUGCGACUAGUUUUUAAUCAUUCCGAAAGCUCUGUGCACAUAUGUACCGAUCGCAUUUCGAAUUUCGGUUGUACAUAUAUACGCUGUACAAAAUGUCGUCGAGGCUAAAUUUCAACGCGGGAUAAAUGAUUCGUGGGCGAGCCCAAAGCGACGAGAAUAAUGAUCGUGAGAGAUCGGCAAUGUGCGCGAAGCGUUGCGCCAAAAAAACAAAGACGCAAAUCGCAUUUAUAUCAUUAUAUUUAUUAAUUAUUUGUGCGGAGAACGGAAAAAGGAAAAACAAGUACGGAUAUAUUCCUGAUUAGCGUAAGCUUGCGAAGUAGCGAGCUGAAAUGCGUUUCCUUGUAUUCUAAGCUUUUAAGUAGUCAGUAGUAGUUCUCUACGUGGCUCCCCUCUAAUUCGUGAAUCAUUUCGCCUUGGCUGCGCACAAUCGAGAUUCGCUGUGCGGCGCGCUUACACUCUCGCUAGUGAAAGAAACGUAAUUUCUCGCCUCGAGCCGAUUAAUAGCGCGGCAGACGGGACAUUUUACCUCGACGAGAGGACGAGAUUUCACGUAGUGAAAUCUCACGAUGGUGUGUUUCUCGCGACGAUUCCUCGCGAGGGAAGGGACAGAUAGAGAGAGAGAGAGAGAGAAAGAGAGAGAGAGAAAUACAGUUGCAACGAAUGACAAGAUUGUCCGAUUAUACGAGAUAUCGCGAAAUUUAGUGCAUAGUUACUGUGCAAUUAACAAUCUCGGAUCUGUUUUCCGCCAAUCAAUAGUUUCCUUCACGCGUCGUGCCGGUGUGACGGACGGCAAAAUGUGCGUUAUGCUGAUUUCUAUCUGAACCUAACACACCCCCAUAGACAUAUCAUCUUACACGGAAUGCCCCGUGAAAAUAUGGCCUCUCUUACCAAAAUAUCUGUCUCGGAGAAGCAAUAACACGCGCGCGAGUCUCUUGCUGUUUUGUCGGUAAACGGAGCGCGAGCGCGCGCGCGGGACCUUUGUUGGCUCGCCGGUUUCGCACCAAAAGUCGCAAGACGCGCUCUCGGCAAGUGCGCGAUACUGCCCGCGAAAAGUACUCGAGUGCGUUAGAGAGCACUGAAUAGGCACCCAUAUUGAAUAUAUUCGUAUGUAACAUCGCGUACCGCUAAUGUUUGCAAUCGUCGCUUCCGGGGUGGGACAGGGGAGGAGGAGGAGGAGAGAGAGAGAGAGAGAGAGAGAGAUAUUAACUGUGUUCUUCUAAGAUAAAUAGAAAUACGGAGCAGGCUUCCACGUCGCACAUUCCUAUAUUACGUACGCUUUCGCGCUCAGCACGAUCCAUUCCGACCUAGUAUCGCUAUGAUAUACCGUAUAUAUUAUAAAUGCGCAUCAUUGUGGAGCCCGCUUCGCGCGGCCUAAGGUGGACUUUACGACAAGGCCGCUCCAUCAUUUAACGGAUUGUUCUCUUGUCUUCGCCUCAUGAGACAUAAUUGAUUUCUAUUAUUGUGUUACUAUGUUAUCAGAGAGAGAGAGAGAGAGAGAGAGAGAGAGAGAGAGAGAGAAGGAGGAGGAGAAGGAAAUAUAUAUCUUCAUUUUCGAUAACCUGCGUCUGUAUGCGAACGCGUGAGCACAGGAAAAGCGCGUGAAAUUGGAUUGUAAAGUAUCCGUCACGUGCGCUAUGAGUUCAACGUACUCGCUCGCGGGUUAAUAAUAAAAAAAAAAAUCCCUUCGAUGUUCUUCGAGCGAUAGCACAGUUUAGGGUGUAAGAAUUCGCGUCGGGGACGACUAACGCACGGGUACAUAUGCCAGGUGUUGCGCGUUAAUUCACCCAGCAACAUCCGCCGGUAGUCGGACGCGAGCGAUGAGAACACUCGUCUAGCUCUAAAGAUCGAACUUACGCAAGAUAAGAUCCACGUUUUAGCAUGCAAAAGUAAUACACAUGGUACUACGAGAUAUUAUCAAUUCGCGAGUUUGUAUAUAAAUCUGUACACUAAGAGAGAGAGAGAGAGAGAGAGAGAGAGAGAGAGAAAGACACAUGACACUUCGUCGUGCAGAUGUAAUAAAGAGAAAAAAAAAGAAAAAAAAGAAGAAAAUGAAAAAAGAAGAAAAGAAAGAAAAAAGAAAAUAAAUUGUUCUGACCAAAUGCAUAGUUACGAUUAUUGUAAUCGCGUAUGGAUGCGUCAUAAACGUAGCGUCACUUAAUAAUUUAAUCAUUCGCACGGAUAUGCGGAGUACGAGAGGCUGACGACGAAGCAAACGAGACCCCGACACGAAGAGGAAUCUCUCUCUCAUCGAUCAGUCGCUUUAACGCGCGGUCGUAACCUAGUGCGGUCCGUUGAUUUCUCCGCUCGGAGUUAUUAGCAUGGACUCUCGACGCCGCCAGUCGUCGCGCGGAGGGAUGCUUUUCGGUCAUUUGAAUUGUACGGCAAAUAUCGUUGAUACGAUAUUUGCCGUACAAUUCAAGCUAACAACGGCAGCUAAUAACGGCCAUGGAACUUACUUGCGAUUCUGCAACUUCAAGGAGAAACUGCGGAGGAACCCCGCAUGCGAACUCUCAUCGCAUGGCGCGUAACUGAUCAAGGGGAAAAAUGUGUACAUACGAUUCUCCGGAACUGGUCUUGUCAGUUUCUUCGUGGCGCCUCGUAUACGCGUAGGAUAAACUCAAAUUUGCUUUUCAAACGACAAUAUCUGUAUGUUAAGAGAGAAAAAAGUAGGAAGGAAAGAGAGAGAGAGAGAGAGAGAGAAAGAGAAAGAGAAAGGGAGAGAGAAAGAGAGAUAACAAGAGAACGAAAGAGCCGGACAGAAAGAGAGAGAAAGAGAGCAACACGUGUGCCUCGCGUUGUAAGCUUACGAUAUAUUGUUGUAAUAUACGCGCGAUACUAUUCGCCCGGCUUAUCACAUACGUCACUCGAAGGGACUCCAAUUUCGAUUUUCGUCUUUAUAGCUUCGCUCUCGAUCUGACAAGAGCGGGUGUAACUGCACGUCCUUCGUCGAUUAUUCGUGUCCAUGUUGUACUUUCGGUCUAAUGUAUACACAUUGUAAUUUUAUACUAAAUAAUAGUCUUUACUACCUCUGUAAACACUAUUUAGAUACAUCGAAUUCAUGUUAUACAUAUGUGUAUGUAUAUAUCUGUGUGUAUAUACUGAUUAAGGCGCCGUUGGAACAAAUUGUUUGAUAACUAAUACAAGCAUAAUCAAUGUUUUGUGUCUAAAUUCGCGCGUUUGAAGUGUAAUUACCUACUCCAACAGUUCACCGUUAUAUUAUUUUGUUGCUUUAUUAUCAUCAUUGUUAUGUGCUUUUACCAUCAUAAUAUUAAUAUAAUUUAUCAAAAGUU